AUGUCAUUGGUUGGUGAUUUGGAGAUGGUCCAAUUCCUUCAUAACAAUGGUGCACCGGCAACAAGAAACGCGAUGGAUCAUGCCAGCACUGUGGAGAUUGUUCAAUUCCUUCAUCAACAUCGCACCGAAGGCUGCACGACCAAGGCGAUGAACACGGCGGCAAAGAAUGGUCACAUCUCAAUCAUUGAAUACCUUCAUCACAACCGAACAGAAGGCUGCACUGUCAAGGCCAUGAACAAUGCUGCGAUGAAUGGCCACCUCUCAAUCGUUGAGUUCCUUCACAAACAUCGAACUGAAGGCUGCACCACUGAUGCGAUGAACGAUGCUGCCGCGAACGGACAUUAUGACGUCGUGGAAUUCUUGCAUCGCAACAGGAGUGAGGGAUGCACUGAGGGGGCGAUGAAUUGGGCAGCAUUGCUAGGCCACCUCUCAAUCAUACAUUUUCUCCAUCAACAUCGCACCGAGGGAUGCUCAGAGGAAGCCAUUAACAACGCUGCAUCGAUAGGGCAUCUUGACAUCAUCAAGUUCCUUCAUUCAAACAGAACUGAGCGUGGCACAACAUCAGCAAUGGACAAUGCAGUAUUGUCUGGACAUCUUCACGUCAUCAAGUUCUUGAAUGAGCAGCCCGACUACACUUGGACAGACUUUGCGAUUGACCAUGCCGCUUACAAUGGGCAUCUUGAAGUGAUCAAGCACAUUCACAACCACACACAUGAUCCAGGUUGCUCGACAGACGCUGUAGACGAAGCUGCCGCCAAUGGACAUUUGGAAGUUGUCAAAUUCCUUCUGACAAAUCGCACCGAAGGUUGCUCGGAACGAGCGAUGGAGAUGGCUGCCGAGAAUGGACAUUUCGAUGUGAUAAAAUAUCUUCAUCAACAUGUUGAUGAGGGGUGGAGUGAGGAGGUGAUGGACAGAGCCGCCACGUAUGGUCACCUGGAGAUAUAUCAAUUCCUACAUCGUAAUCGCACGGAAGGAUGCCACACUGAGUACACAUUGAACAAUGCUGGCAUCAAUGGACAUUUGGACGUUGUGAAGUAUAUCCAUGCCAAUCAAACAAACAUGUCAUUCAAUGAAGAGGGCGUGGACACUGUAGUGGAGAAUGGACAUUUGAAUGUAUUGGAAUUCAUACAUUACAAUCGAACAGAGUCAAGGUAUAUCACAUCAUCCACAAUGGACAAGGCUGCCAGAUAUGGACAUUUGCAUUAUAAUCGAUCGGAAGGAUGUACAAAGAGUGCCAUCAAUAAUGCAGCCGUCAAUGGACAUCUCGAUGUGAUCAAGUUCCUACAUCAACAUCGAACAGAGUUCAACUUUGAUCACACUGCGUUUGAAGUUGCCGCAAACUAUGGACAUCUGGACAUUGUCAAGGAUGACGACAAUGAUGAUGAUGAUGAUCUGCUACAAGUGGCAAUGACAGAGGCAACAAAUGGUGAUAAUCUAUCUAUUGUGAAGUACUUGGAUCAGUACAAAGAUGUAAAGUGUGGACCAGAGUUGAUGGAUAGAGCUGCAUCAGAAGGAUAUUUGGAAAUAGUUCGAUACCUUCAGAAUAGGACUGAAGGAUGUACGACAGAUGCCAUGGACGGGGCUGCCUCCCAAGGCCAUUUGGAGAUUGUCAAGUUCUUACAUUUCAAUCGCAGCGAAGGAUGUACAAAUAAUGCAUUCAACAAUGCCUCUACAAAUGAUCAUUUGGACAUUGUACGAUUCUUGGAUGAGAAUAGAACAGAGGGAUUCACUAGUAAAGCAUUGAAAGGUGUAACCAACCCAGACAUCUUGGCCAUACUAUCCAAACACAAGGUUACCAAAGGGUCCACUGGAUUAAAGUCAACCAAGAAGAGAUCCAAAUCCAAUCAAUCAAGGGUUCAAUCAACCAAGAAAUCAAAGAAGAAGUGA
Messenger RNA from Acytostelium subglobosum LB1, 1887 nucleotides. RefSeq lists its product as hypothetical. NCBI's taxonomy places the organism in Eukaryota, Evosea, Eumycetozoa, Acytosteliales, Acytosteliaceae. Gene Ontology annotation, molecular function: protein binding. The record is from RefSeq and is a predicted model, not a curated record. The transcript is spliced from 2 exons. Bases 1 to 1887 code for a protein of 628 amino acids.